Messenger RNA from Ricinus communis (castor bean), 2937 nucleotides. Its product is annotated as O-fucosyltransferase 16. The transcript is spliced from 10 exons. Bases 276 to 1988 code for a protein of 570 amino acids. NCBI's taxonomy places the organism in Eukaryota, Viridiplantae, Streptophyta, Magnoliopsida, Malpighiales, Euphorbiaceae. The record is from RefSeq and is a predicted model, not a curated record.
UCUUUAAAUUAGAAAAUAAUUUUCUCUCUGCCACUGCUGAUAACAAUUAGCCAACACACCGCGACAAUCGGUCUGUCCUUGUCGUUUAUUCCGAUUUAAACGACGCCGGUUCGGCAAGCACCGUUUAUCUAUUUUGCCUCAAUGUUGGAUUUGUAGCAAAAACAGAUCGAUUUUUAUGCCUUUAACUCCUAUCCCUCCAUUGUUUGCGACAUUUUUUAGAGGGAGAGAAGUGCGUCUGCCAGUUCUCCUAAUCACCACCGCAUAAACAACCGGAGAUGGCUUUUCAUAGGCGGCGCAACCAUUAUUAUAACUGUUUUCGGUCUUUCCUUCCCUUAAUAUCCGCUGUUUCCGGAGUUCUUCUUAUUUUCUUUGGUCUUCUGUCCAUUCUCGCUCCUUCUCCUAAAAUUUCGGAUAAUUUUCACCAUUCUCGCCAUGACUACUCGUCAAUCAAGAUAGCUGAUGGUGGGAGUGGAGAAUCAGUCUUUCAUGUUCCGAGAGAUGGAGGGAGAUUGGAUCGUGAUAUUUGGACCUCAAGAAAUUCCAAAUUUUACUAUGGAUGCAGUAAUGCCAGCAAGAGUUUUCCAAAUGCGGACAAGGUAACACACCGUGAUCGUUAUUUACUUAUUGCUACAAGUGGAGGUCUGAAUCAACAAAGGACUGGGAUAACGGAUGCUGUUGUUGCUGCCCGAAUUCUAAAUGCUACCCUUGUUGUUCCAAAGCUAGACCAGAAAUCUUUUUGGAAGGAUACAAGUAAUUUUGGAGAGAUUUUUGAUCUAGAUUGGUUCAUAUCUUCUCUAUCAAAGGAUGUCAAAAUCAUAAAAAAUCUCCCAAAAAGGGGAGGGAAAACUUGGACUACACAUAACAUGCGUGUUCCAAGAAAGUGUAGUGAGAAAUGUUAUCAAAGUCGUGUAUUACCUGUUCUUCUGAAAAGGCAUGCAAUUCAGCUCACCAAGUUUGAUUACAGGCUUGCUAACAAGUUGGACGGACAAUUACAAAAGUUGAGAUGUAGAGUUAACUACCAUGCUUUGAAAUUUACUGAUCCUAUUCUUGAAAUGGGCAGGACAUUGGUUCACAGGAUGAGGAUGAAAAGCAAGCACUACAUUGCUUUGCACCUAAGGUUUGAGCCUGAUAUGCUGGCAUUCUCAGGAUGCUAUUAUGGUGGUGGUGAUCAGGAAAUGGAAGAUCUAGGUGCCAUACGAAAGAGGUGGAAAACUUUACAUAUGAGAAACCCUGAAAAAGAGAGGAGGCAUGGAAAAUGCCCUCUCACCCCAAAGGAAGUUGGUCUCAUGCUAAGAGCGUUGGGUUAUGGCAGUGAUGUUCAUAUUUAUGUGGCCUCUGGAGAAGUAUACCGAGGGGAAGAAUCAUUGGCUCCCCUAAAAGAACUCUUCCCAAACUUCUAUACUAAAGAGACCAUAGCCGGCAAGGAGGAGUUGGAACCUUUUUUGUCAUUUUCAUCCCGUAUGGCUGCAAUUGACUUUAUUGUUUGUGAUGAAAGUGAUGUUUUUGUUACCAACAACAAUGGUAAUAUGGCUAGAAUAUUAGCUGGACGGAGGAGAUAUUUUGGACAUAAACCGACAAUUCGUCCAAAUGCUAAAAAGCUUUAUCGAUUAUUCUUGAGCGAAGGUAACAUGACAUGGGACGUGUUUGCAUCUAAAGUUCGUACUUUUCAGCGGGGCUUCAUGGGGGAGCCAAAGGAGGUUAGGGCAGGCAGAGGGGAGUUUCAUGAGAACCCACACACCUGCAUUUGUGAAGAUUCUGAGGCCAAGGCAAAGAAAGAUUCAGGGCCUAGAAAGUAUGGCAAGGGAUAUAAUGCAACUGGGGAAGAUAGCACAAAUGAUGAGUUGAAUGUUGAUGAUGACCUAGAUAUACCUGAUCCUGACAAUGAUGGUGAUGGUCCUAUGGAGGAAGAUCCAUUCGAUGGCACAGGUUUGGAUUAUGAGGGGUUCAGCUCUGAGGAACCUGAAUUGGAAGAAAUUGUUUCGGACUAACUGUGCUGCGCUGAUUUUCUGCCUUGUGCAACCGAUUCUGAAAUUGCAUUCUUGUAAUGUGUCAAAACCUUCUGAUGAAUCUGCGUAUUGUCAUUGAACCUUCUAGACAUAACAUUGCUCGAUAGAUGGGAGAAAAGCAUCCUCCUUUGAAAUAGGGAGCAUCAUCCUGUGGAUCAACGAGGUUUGGGGUUUGAGGAUGGGUUCACCGAGACUUCUGCUUUUGUUUUUGCAGUGAAAUUCGGAAAAUGGAGGAUAUGAGGGAUCACCGGAGUGAGAUGAAUUUUUGGAAUUGAGCUUUUAUGUGUAACUGCUUGUUGUGCUGCUCAGAUGAAGGGACUGUAAAUAGGUCUCUUUCUUUGUAAAAGGGAAACGGUGUAUAUGACGAAGGGAAAAACACAGAAAAAAGAAAUGGAAGCGAAUGAAAGGCACAAAGGGGAAAAAGAAAAAAGAUUUUUAUAGUUGAAGUGAUUAUCUAUCUUCUUCUUUUCUUAGGGUUUGGGGACUUUUUCUUUUGGUAGUUGUGCCAAUCUGGUCUGGUCCUGCGAUUCCUGGGCAAGAUGUCUUAUGGAAGAUUGUGAAAGAAAAAACAAAAGAGUUACAAAAGACUGACUGUACAAAUUAUCUGAAAAUUUUUGUGAGAUGAGUUCUAUUAGAAUUUAAAUGAGGGUUUAUCAGUAGCACUAGUGAUCCAACCAACCAGCCGGCUAGAUUCCUGUUUGAAUCAGCGCGUUAACUUACUGCGCAUGUAUCUCAAAGUAGGAUAAAGUUUAAUCAACUUCAAUUCUGUCAAUGUUCAAUAACCAAGAUGGCAAUUUAUAAGCAUCUGUGUAAUGGUUCAGGGAAGGGAGCACGUAUCCCCAGUAUGUUGUAAAUGUUAUAUUUUCAGUUUUAUUUCAAUGUGUAAUGUUAUGAACUGCAUUACGCAAUAUCAAAAAGAUAUUCAUCUCUA